GUUUACACAGACUUUCACAGUUUCACCCCUUCGCCUCCAACACAUUCACACCCUGAAGAAAAAAAAGCUCUCCUUCUGCAAAUUACUUCACUCACUCCCACUCUUUCUUUUCUUUCUCUAUAAAAAGCUCAUAAUCGCACUCAAUCAUAGCCCAAACGAGCCUUCAAAGCUCGAAUCUCCCACCCCAAAAAUACCCCAAGAAUCUUUUUUUUCUUAAUUUAAAGAAAGAUCGGUUUUUUGUUGCCUGUUUCAUGUUCAUAGGCUCGAUUUAUUGCGUUUUCUGUGUGUGGGGUUGGCCUCGGUGAUCUAUUCGUCGCCUCGGAAGAGAUCAGUCUGAGGCGAUUGAGAAAGGCGUGAGCUGUGAAGAAAGUAAAAAUGGCCGGCGGGUUUUCUUGAACUGGAUAGUGAACGGCGUCGUUUGGGAUUUGGAGGGAUGGAUGUUCUUCUGCGAUCCAUGAUUCUGCUGUUCAUGAUCCUCAAUCACAAGGCUCGACAAACGGCGUUAGCGUUCACCGGAACGUACGGGAUCAACUACGGCAGAAUUGCAGACAACAUUCCGGAGCCAGACGACGUCGUCAGGCUCCUCAAAGCAGCGAAGAUCAGAAACGUCAGAAUCUACGACGCCGACCACGGCGUCAUCAAGGCCUUCAGCAACUCCGGCCUCGAGCUCGUCAUCGGCCUCUCCAACGGCGACGUGAAGGCCGUUGCUGCCAGUGCCGACCGCGCCCUCAGCUGGGUCAAAGACAACGUCGUCGCCUUCCUCCCCGACACCAACAUCGUCGGCAUUGCCGUUGGCAAUGAGGUCCUCGGUGGCGGCGAUUACGAACUUUCUGCCUCCCUCCUAAACGCCGUCAAGAACAUCCACAACGCCACUUCGAACCUUGAUCUCGCCCGCCGGAUCCAGAUAACCACCGCGCAUUCCCAGGCUGUUUUUGCCGAUUCCUUCCCCCCGUCCUCCUGCAUCUUCACCGAUUCCGUUUCCCACCUCAUGAAACCCCUUCUCCAAUUCUUCUCUGAAAUUGGGUCCCCCUUCUGCUUAAACGCCUACCCGUUUCUCGCAUACACGUACAAUUCCGACAAGAUCGACAUCAAUUACGCACUGUUCGAGUCAAACCAAGGAAUUCGCGACGAAAAAUCAAAUCUUUACUACGACAACCUACUGGAUGCGCAGAUUGACGCGGCAUAUGCGGCUUUGGAGGACGCAGGGUUCAAGAAGAUGGAGGUGGUGAUAACGGAAACGGGCUGGGCUUCUCAUGGCGGCACAAACGAGCCGGCUGCCACGACAGAGAAUGCCCGGACAUAUAACUAUAAUCUGAGGAAGAGGCUCGCGAAGAGGAAAGGGACGCCUUUGAGGCCCAAGAGCGUUCUGAAGGCCUACAUUUUUGCACUGUUCAACGAGGAUUCGAAACCCGGACAACUGUCCGAGAAGAACUAUGGGUUGUUCAAAGCCGAUGGGAACAUCUCUUAUGAUAUCGGGUUUCGUGGGUUGCCAAACUCGUCGACUGCAGCGUCUUCUCUCUUGAAGGGAGCGGGAGGUCAAGCGUCCGUUGUCUCGCUGCUAGUGCCCGUGGCUUCGAUGCUAUUUCUACUACUAUGGCAACAUCAUCAUUUUUUGGAUUCAUUCUGGCGCGCAUGAAAAUGAUCGGUUGGAAUUCAAAUUUUAUUAGAAGAUUUGCGAUGGUAGUUAUGGUACCUUACGGAGUUUACUUAGGCUAUUGUUUGUCGUUCUAUCGAGUUAUGAGGAAUGUAUAUGCAAUAAGUGUUCUUAUAAAGAGAAGUAAUCAGGUCGUUCAACGAUAAAUUAUAUUUUUGUACAUUCAUUCUGAUGUACGUGGUGUUUUUGUUACAAUAUAUGCUCGUCUUCCUUACAAACCAAACGCAUCUAGUAUAUCACCUUCAUUAGUACAUGUUGGGAUAUAAUGGACGCGUUUGGCUUUGUUUGGUUUA
Cuscuta campestris is the source of this 1947-nucleotide messenger RNA. Lineage: Eukaryota; Viridiplantae; Streptophyta; Magnoliopsida; Solanales; Convolvulaceae. The record is from the annotation of a GenBank genome assembly.